UCGUCACUCCCCGUUCUGAUAAAUACUUAUGUUACAUAUGUCGAGGGCAUCUGAUAUCACACAUUCAGUUUAGGUGUAUUGACAGGAACAUAUCUGGUAACCGUAGUUUAUUUUCUCGAGGAGAAUAUGUUGCUACUAACUAGCUAUCUAACAUAAUGGUGGUAAGCUCUCCCUCUCCUCUGCCUGAGAGAGCCAUCUAUGGGUUUGUCCUCUACCUUGGCUCGCAGUUCAGCUUCUUUCUGUAUUGCGUGUGGGCCUUUAUACCAGAGGAGUGGCUGCAUUCAAUAGGGCUCACCUACUGGCCUCAAAAAUAUUGGGCCCUUGCUAUACCGAUCUAUCUUGUGGUUGCAUUAAUACUUUCGUUGGUGUUGCUGCAUGGAGUGAACAUGAACAACACGGCUCCACUCGACUCCCUGGACAACAUCACAGAUGUGUACGCUCGAGGCCAGAGGACAACGAACUGCCACAUGGGAGGGAUACCCAGACUAAAAGAUGUUUCCAUUAGUGAAGUCAACAACAUGUUCUAUUUGUCCCCCACAUCGUCGUAAACGGGAGCUGAAGUGAAGCUGCAGGGGAUUUGUUAUGGUGUCAGUAUUUUCUCUUUCUUUAUAAAAUUCUCUGCUUUUAUUUAUUCAUCCAGGGCUAAAUAACAUGGGGGAAUAAUUGACUUUCUGAAAUGUGAUGUUUCACAAUAUGAACAAAGUAACUAUUAUCAAAGGCAUUUGUGUAUUGGUUGAACGAGUUGAUUCUAUUCAAUAAAUUCCAGACUUUUGUAACGUG
Pseudoliparis swirei is the source of this 780-nucleotide messenger RNA. It is a transcript of the gene pigp, whose product is annotated as phosphatidylinositol glycan anchor biosynthesis, class P. Gene Ontology annotation, biological process: GPI anchor biosynthetic process. The transcript has 5 exons. Gene Ontology annotation, molecular function: phosphatidylinositol N-acetylglucosaminyltransferase activity. Lineage: Eukaryota; Metazoa; Chordata; Actinopteri; Perciformes; Liparidae. The coding region runs from base 156 to 548 and encodes 130 amino acids. The record is from RefSeq and is a predicted model, not a curated record.